AUGCGAACCUUUACUUUUUUGAUGAUUGCCAACUUUGGCACAGCGUUUGCCGCAGUUCAAGUGUACAAUCAGUGCGGUGGCAGCGACUAUUCUGGGGACAAGGAGUGUCCUUCUGGGUCAACCUGUGUCGAGGCCAGCAAGUGGUAUAGCCAAUGUAUUCCUGACUCCUCUUCCAAGAAGGCUGCUUCAGUUGAGAAGACUAAUUUCGACUUUCCUGCCUUCGGAUUCCCAGGAUUUCCUGCACCUCCUCCCGCCGAGGACGACAAACAGCAAGGCGGUGACGAUGUGCCAAUUCCAUUUCCUCCCAUUGUGUCUACCCCCGGAGAGCCUGUCGACACUCCUGAGGAGCCUGUUGGGGACCCUAUUGGUACUGCCAUCGCUAACCCGACGGUGGCUCCUACCAGUGCACCCAUUGAAACCGGUUUUGGCCCUGGAUCUGGAGGUAUCACGCGAACCAUUCCAGCUUCCAGCGGUGCCACUGCCCUUGCUACUGCUAUCCCCGUCUCUGGUGAGCUCGAUGGUGGCAUGACCUACUACGAUCGAUCCCCUGCUGUCUGUAUGGACCAGGAAGAAACCGGCGAGGCCGAUGCCAUGUUCAUCCUAGAAGAGGGCGCCACUCUUCGCAACGUCAUUAUUGGCCCUGGCCAGGCUGAGGGUGUUCACUGCAAGGGCACAUGCACCCUCGAGAACGUUUGGUUCGAGGAUGUCUGUGAAGAUGCCAUUACCUUGAAGCAAAAGUCAGGUACUUCUAUCAUCCGUGGUGGAGGCGCUUUCCAUGCUGCCGACAAGGUCGUCCAGUUUAACGGCCGCGGCACAGUUGAGAUUUCCGACUUUUAUGUCGAAGACUAUGGCAAGCUUGUUCGAUCAUGUGGUAACUGCAAGGACAACGGUGGUCCUCGAAACGUUGUUAUUGAGAAUAUCGCUGCGGUCAACGGUGGUGUUCUCUGCGGCAUCAACACCAACUACGGCGAUACCUGCACCAUCUCCAAAGCCUGCCAAGACGAAGGCAAGAACUGUGAUCUCUUCGACGGUAACUCUGAUGGUAGUGAGCCAACUAAGCUUUCCAGCGGUCCUGAUGGUACUUCUUGUAAGGUCGACAGCUUUGUCGAGACCUGCUAA
Molecule: messenger RNA, 1119 nt
Organism: Fusarium poae
Lineage: Eukaryota; Fungi; Ascomycota; Sordariomycetes; Hypocreales; Nectriaceae
Exons: 3
Coding region: 1-1119 (372 amino acids)
Biological process (GO): pectin catabolic process
Cellular component (GO): extracellular region
Molecular function (GO): cellulose binding; pectate lyase activity
Source: RefSeq, a predicted model, not a curated record